AUGAAGCACCAAGUGAAGUCCUUGUCAGUGGGUCUGAUUGGUCAGGUUGAGGGGUCACAGAGACUGCCCACCAUCAGGUCACUCAGGUUAUCUGACUAUGGACUAGAAGAACUGCCUACAGAUGUUCUCAAGCACAUGAAAAACCUCAAAGUCCUUGACCUUUCCUGCAACAAGCUAACGACCUUUCCAGAUGUAACCUUGAAGACUCUGGAGACCUUGGAUAUCUCUGAAAAUGACAUCAAGUCCUUGGACUUUGUCAGAAAUCUCCCCAGCCUGAAGCAUCUCAUGUUGGAGGGGAACCCAAACAUUAAGGAGAACCACAAGAUUGAAGCAGUGCUGAAGUGCCCCAGUCUGAUGACAAUAGACAACCACCAUGUGGACUUAAUUCACCGACAGAUCCAAAAUGACAGGGAGAAAUGGCUGCCUCAGGUCCAAGCAAAGUUUGAGGUGCUCUUUGAGGAGCGGUUUACAGAGGAUAUGUCUGAGGACCAGUUUACACAGGCUGUGACAGAAUUCCAGGAUUCCCUCCUUGCAGACUCGCUGUUCUCAAGUGCCACCUCAGAGGCCGAGAAAAUUGUUAUUGACAAGCUUGCCAAGGAGAUAGCUGAGGAUGCUAGGUCAGGAGAACUCUUCUCUACCAAUCAGCAGGCCCCAGGAACACCACGAAGUGCCCGACUGUCCAGAAAACUCAGCUGUAACACACCCAAAACAUCAGGAUCAACAACAACCACGCCAAAAAGGAACAAACGGAGCCUGUCUUCUCACUCUUCUGUCCUGGACUCCCCCUCCCUGAAGUUGCCUGAGUCUCCGAUAUCCCCCAUCAGUACCCCCAACAAACGGAAGAGACAGAGAGACAGCGACGAGGAACUGGACACACAGAAAUCCAAACGAGACAGGAAGUACUCCCCGCUGACCUGGAUGACGAGGAAGAAUCCGGUUGUGGAGCACAACAUGAUGUCCUUGCCUGCAUUACCUGACUAUGACCCCGUCCACUUCCUGCGAUGUCACUCCGAGGGGAACGACCCGUCUGAUGAGGUGACCAAGGUGUGGAAGUGUGCUUUUGAACCCAGUCUGGAAGAUCCAGAGAGGACCACCAACUUGCUGGCCAGCUGUGGGGGACAGAUUGUGUGUCUGACGGAUUGUAACACAGGGAAGGUGAUGAAGCGCUAUAAAGACGACAACAAAUUUGAGUGUUUCUACACUUUAGCCUGGACCACAGUUCAGCUUGAGAACAACAAACAAGAGAAGACAAAUCUACUGGCAGUGGCAGGUCAGAGUGCAGACAUUAAGUUGAUCCACCCCUCUCAGUUCACAAUGUACGCCACACUGGAAGGUCACAGAAAGUACAUCAGCUGUCUAACCUUUCACCCCAAACAGCCAACAAUUCUCUUCAGUGGAAGUAAUGAUAGGAAGAUCAUAGUGUGGGACAUAGGAAUUCCAGACAUGAGGGACUACACUGUGCUGUUCAAGAAGUUACAUGUACUGCAGGCCCCGGACACAGACGCUCUGAACCUGGUACUGAGCAUGCCCAGUCAGACCCUGCUGGCAGGUUGUGAGGACUCCUGCUUUGGAUGGAAGGCAGACAACGUGGACAAAUUAUCCAGGGCCCCUGAUUACCAGUUUUACCUCCCCACCGUGUCCAGUGAUGCUAAGAGUAAUGUCAGCACGGAGAGAGAGACCGUGGAUGGGCUGGCAGCUCUACAGAACGGAUAUGUGGUGACGAAGUGCGUGGGAGAUGACAUCAUCAGUGUGUGGAAUGUCAAAGAUCAGCUACCCUCCAACAAGUCUACCUCAGACAAAGGCAAGGUCAAGUCCAGCACAAGGUCAAUAGGGGUCAAGCCAACGGCUCUGCUUCACUAUACCAGACAGACUGUGGACUACAUCAACAUAGGGGCAACCAAAGACGUGAUGGUGGUAGGGGAUGAUAGUGGUAAACUGAGGCUGUACAAUGUGGGAAAAGUGACCAACAGGAAGUCAAAGUCAUGUGAUGACAUCCUGCAGCCCUCUAGGGUUUUAGAGUGGCCUGAGAUUGCUGAUGGACCUAUGAAGCCCUUUUGCCAGAAAGAGUCUGUGGUAGUGAACAGUGCCUGUGCCAGCCAUGAUAAGGAGUACAUCGCCUGUGGGACUGACAACAACCUGGUGUGUGUCUGGAGGAGACAGAGGGGCAGCUGUGGGGAGGAGGAUAUGAACUGUGACUGAAGGGGGGACAAUAGGGGUACACAGGAACAUACAGACAAUGGGAGGAGAAAUGAAUUGUGACUGAAGGGGGGACUAACAGCUCAAGCUAAAGGUUUAAGCUGAAACAUACAGACAAUGGGAGAGACUUUAAGAGGAAUAAACAGCCAUAGCUGAGGGGGUACAUAGCUCGUGAAAGUAGGGACAGAAUUUAACAGGCAGAAUGAACUGUUGAGUUAUUGUUAGGUGUGUACUCCAUCUAAUUGUGAGAAAUGAAUUUCUCAAAUUCUGAAUCCAUAUCAAAGAGUUGGAUACAGUUUGAUUGGGGACAUAAUUUGA
Saccostrea cuccullata (small rock oyster) is the source of this 2514-nucleotide messenger RNA. Its product is annotated as leucine-rich repeat and WD repeat-containing protein 1-like. Gene Ontology annotation, cellular component: nuclear origin of replication recognition complex. Bases 1 to 2199 code for a protein of 732 amino acids. Gene Ontology annotation, biological process: establishment of protein localization to chromatin; chromatin organization. The transcript is spliced from 17 exons. The record is from RefSeq and is a predicted model, not a curated record. Gene Ontology annotation, molecular function: protein binding; chromatin binding. NCBI's taxonomy places the organism in Eukaryota, Metazoa, Mollusca, Bivalvia, Ostreida, Ostreidae.